GGCGCUGAGAGAGAGAGAGAGACAGAGAGAGAGAGAGAGAGAGAGACAGAGAGACUCGCAUGGAAAUAGUGCAAAGCCGCCCAAGAGUAGCCAAUCAAAACAAUUUAUAAGAUCACGAGAAACCGACACCUUCCCGAUAAAUUAGAAUAACAAUCACGAUCUUUGCCUAUCCUUCAUUCCUUUGGGGCUGUUUGGUUGCCCAGAAAAUUGACCAAAUAGAAAAGGAAAAAAAAAAAAAAAAAAAAAGAGCUGGUGACGGAGAAAGAGGAAGGCUGAGAGGGAGGUGGGGGUGGACGGACGUUCACCGUUCCACCUUUGGAUAAUAUAUAUAUAUAUAUAUAUAUCCUGAAGAUUCUGAGAAAAGGUAAAGAGAGUGGGCCUCAUUGAUCGCGAAGCUUGUCUGCUAGACUACCAGCAUGGUUUUUUUUUUUCUAGGUGGGGAAAAUUUAUGAGCACGAGAUCCCUAUAAUCGAUACAGAGCUUUAUACGUUCUCAUUUCUGGAAAUUAAACGAGACUAGUUUUUGUGUAUGACAGAUACUCAUAUCUAUAAGUGGGAAACCUUGUGAUCAAUAUUUAAAAGCACAAGGCUCGGCGGUGCUUUCAGUAGGAACAAGGGUGUAUGGAUACCACUCUCAAAUUCUUCCUGUUGCUGUUACUUCUGGGAUUGGUAUCUGUAUUAGUGAAUGCCUCUACCGAUAAGCAUGAUUUUCAGCAUUGUGAAAGAGUUGUCAAGAAAUGGGCAUCUUCUUCUCUUAAACAAGAAGUCAAAGAAGACAAACACACUCUAGGGGAUCUGCUGUUUUUCCUCCAUGUCCCCAGAACGGGAGGGCGAACAUAUUUUCAUUGUUUCUUGAAAAAGUUGUACUCUAGCUCUUUGGAAUGCCCCCGAUCUUAUGAUAAGCUGCGAUUUGAUCCACGCAAACAAAAAUGCAGGUUGUUGGUUACUCAUGAUGACUAUAGCAUGAUGUCCAAACUUCCCAAUGAGAGAACAUCGGUAGUGACAAUACUUAGGGAUCCAGUUGACCGUGUUUUUAGUACUUAUGAAUUUUCAGUGGAGGUAGCUGCUAGGUUUUUGGUGCAUCCUAACUUAACUUCUGCAACACAAAUGGCUGGGCGGUUGCGUGCUAAGACAAAUGGAGUAAGUACACUAGAUAUUUGGCCGUGGAAGUAUUUGGUUCCAUGGAUGAGGGAAGACCUUUUUACUCGGAGAGAUGCUAGAAAGCUGAGGGGCUUGAAUAACAUUAUGCACAGUGAUCCUUAUAAUAUGGAGGAAAUUGUAAUGCCGCUACAUGAAUAUAUUUACGACCCUAUUUCUCUGGACAUUGUUCAUAAUGGAGCAACUUUUCAGGUUGCAGGACUCACGAACAACUCCUACACUGAAGAAUCACAUUCGGUGCGCUAUUGUGUGCAGAAGUACAAGGGUCUCGGUGAGCAUGUACUUAGAGUUGCAAAGAGGAGGUUAGAUGAUAUGUUAUAUGUUGGUCUUACUGAAGAACAUAGAGAAUCAGCAACCAUGUUUGCAAAUGUUGUUGGUUCCCAAGUGAUUUCCCAGCUCAGAGCAUCAAAUUCUAGCACAGAGAGUGCAGCUGACAACAAAUUAGAACAGAGCUCCUCUUUUUCAGAUUCCAAGCCUGAUAAUGAUGGUCAUCAGAACAGCACUUCACAUGAAAAGGCAAGUGAUAUUGCUUCAACUGAAAUUGCUGAAGCAGUAAAAGGAAAUAUGACUGUGGGAGAACUAAUGGAUGCUUACGAAGUCUGCAUUUCCAGUUUACGAAAGGCCCAAAGUCGAAGGCGAACCUCUUCUUUGAAGAGAAUCGCGCCAGCAAACUUCACCAAAGAGGCUCGCCAUCAGGUUCCUGAAACGGUCCUCCAACAGAUAAGAUCACUUAACCACCUUGAUGUAGAGCUGUAUAAAUAUGCUCAAGACAUAUUUGCAAAGCAACAUGGACGAACCAUGCGUAAUUUUGGCAGCAUAGAGAGAUGGGAGAGCUUCUUCUACAAAUCAAAUGAGUUCACGCUUUGGCAAGUCCUUUCAUUUGGAAUGACCAUUUUCUUAAUCCUUUUUGUCUUCCUUGUAUUUGUAAAUGCACGGAGAAGAACGUUGAAAAUCAAGAUAUAAACAUUUUUUUUCAUUACCAUGUAAUUAAAAACUGCAGGAAUUACAGGGUUCUUUUCUUAUAUAAAAUUUUUCUGGAAAACAGUUAAAAGGAAUGAUCAAUAUCUUUAUUUUACAAUUUUCAUACUUAUUGUUAUGUGGCCACUGUCUAGCCCUACCUAGAGAAAAGUUUUUGUAUACUACCAUUGUAUGGAUGAUACCAUGUAGUAAACGUUUAUUUUAUUGGAUUCGUAUGCUUUAAAGUUUCA
Molecule: messenger RNA, 2365 nt
Organism: Ziziphus jujuba (common jujube)
Lineage: Eukaryota; Viridiplantae; Streptophyta; Magnoliopsida; Rosales; Rhamnaceae
Product: protein-tyrosine sulfotransferase
Exons: 15
Coding region: 621-2120 (499 amino acids)
Cellular component (GO): membrane
Molecular function (GO): heparan sulfate 6-sulfotransferase activity
Source: RefSeq, a predicted model, not a curated record